GCACCUUUGUUCUUACCUUUUUCUAUUGCUGUCUGUUUACCGCCAACAUUCUGUUCAUACUUACAAUUACACUCUCAUUCGCACACACCAAGCGACCCACACUUUAACAAUGUCUUCUCGUAUUAUUGUCAAAAACCUCCCCAAGCAUAUGACCGAAGAUCGGUUCCGUGAGCACUUUGGCAGCAAGGGCGAGGUCACGGACUCGAAACUCAUUUACACUGACGAAGGACGCUUCAGGCGAUUUGGUUAUAUUGGAUUCCGCUCUGAGGACGAGGCCCAGGCGGCGCAGAGCUACUAUGACGGAACCUUUGUCGACACUUCUCGGAUUGCCGUAGAAAUCGCAAAGCCCUUCGGAGACGCUGCCCUUCCUCGGGCCUGGUCAGCAUACACCAAGGGAACGACACUUUACAACAAAAUGCAUGGUGUCGUCGACAAGGCAGCCCAGGAGAAGGAGGACGCUAACAACAAGGUGAAGCAGAAGAGCCAGCGGGCCAUCAAAAGCCUGUACGACGAGCUUGUUGCCGACAACCAGGAUGACCCGCGGUUCAAAGAGUUUUUGCAGGUCAUGGCCCCGCGUGCGAGCAACAAGACCUGGACUAACGACGAUUAUGCAAACUGGCAGACCGACGAGCUGGCGGCGAUCAAGGACGCAGUUACUGCUCGGCGAGAGAAGGUAACCGCAAAGGGGGUUGCGUCCGACAAGAAGAGCAAGAAGAGCGAGCCCACCAAGAGCGAUGAUAAGCCCGUGGAUGUGGAUGGCGCUGAUGCGUCGCCCGACAAUGUCGAGAAGCCAGUGUCGGCCACGACCGGUCUUUCGGACAUGGAGUGGCUGCGCAUGCACAUGAGCUCCAACUCCGAUCAGGGGGAUCUGGAAAACGUCGAGGACUCUGAAUCGCAGGAUGCUAGCAAGCAGGAUGCCGACGGCCAAAAGCAGGAUGCACCAGACGCGAGCGCUGGUGACAAGAAGGAAGAGAAGGACAGGCACGCUGAUCCGACCGAAAACGUGGCCAGCGCGAUUGGACAGAUUCUCGAGACUGGUCGGCUCUUUGUGCGUAACCUUCCGUACCUCGCCACCGAGGAGGAGCUGCGCAAGGCCUUUGAGUCGUUCGGCCCCCUGUCAGAGGUGCACAUGCCCAUUUCAAAGGACACCAAGCGCCCCAAGGGGUUUGCCUACAUUCUUUACUUGCUGCCCGAGCAUGCUGUCAAGGCGUUUAAGACCAUGGACAACAAGGUGUUCCUCGGCCGUCUCCUGCACGUCUUGCCGGGUAAGGAGAAGCCGCAGCCGCGCGAGGCCGAUGACGCGCAACUGGGUUUCAAGUCGACUGUAAAGAAGGAGCGCGAUGCCAAGAGGAAGGCGCUUGCAGGAAGCGACUUUAACUGGAACUCUCUGUACAUGAGUGCCGACGCAGUGGCCGACUCGAUCUCUGAGCGCCUCAGCAUAUCGAAGGCGGACCUGCUUUCAGCCGACUCGAGCGGCAACCCCGCUGUUCGCUUGGCCCUGGCUGAGACCCACAUCAUCAACGACACCAAGCGUUUCUUCGAGGAGCACGGCGUGUCGCUGGACCACUUCGAGACCCGCGAGCGCAGCGACACGGUCAUCUUGGUCAAGAACAUUCCGUUCAGCGUCGAUGAGGAAGAGCUGCGCUCGCUUUUUGGAAAGUAUGGCGGUCUGGGCCGCGUGCUUGUGCCACCCACGCGCACCAUCGCCAUUGUCGAGUUCUUUGAGCCCAGUGAGGCCCGUGCCGCAUUCAGACACCUGGCGUACAAGCGCCUCAAGGACGCGCCAAUCUACCUGGAGCGUGCGCCAAAGGACACGUUUGACACCGCCUUUGACCCGGAGGCGGAUGCAUUGCGCCGCGAAAAGACCAAGACCUCGGAGCAGUCCAAGGUCGAUCUGGAAAAUAUGCACGAGCCACUCAACGACCCCGCGACCUCGCAUGUGUCUGCCCAGGGAUCCGGCAGCGGAAAGGGCGAGACUGGAUGCGUGCUGUUUGUCAAGAACCUUGACUUUGACACAACCGAGGAUACGCUGCGCGGCGUGUUUGACGGUGUAGAUGGUCUCGCGAGCGUGACCAUCCGCCGCAAGAAGGACCCCAAGCGUGCAGGCAAGUGGUUGUCGAUGGGCUUUGGCUUUGUCGAAUACAAGUCAGCCAAGGCCGCGCGCCAGGCCAUGGAGGCGUUCCAGGGCAUCGAGGUCGACGACCACGCGCUGGAGAUCAAGAUGUCAGACCGUGUAUCCAAGGGUGGAUCCGAUGGUGAUGCCGAGACCAUUGCCUCUGACAGCAAGAAACCAAAGGGCACCAAGCUGGUGGUCAAAAACGUGCCGUUCGAGGCUACACGCAAGGAUAUUCGCGACCUUGUCUCUGCGUUUGGCCAGACAAAGUCCGUGCGCCUGCCCAAAAAAUUUUCUGGCGGCCAUCGCGGUUUUGCCUUUGUCGAGUUCCUCACGCCACAGGAGGCUCAGCAUGUUUUGGACACGAUGAAGGACACGCAUUUGUACGGUCGCCAUCUGGUGCUUGGCUGGGCUGAGGAGGAGAACAGCUUGCAGGCUAUUCGCGAAAAGGUCGGCCGUCAGUUUGCCAAGGACACUGGCGAGAGCGUUACCACUGGCAAGCGCCGCAAGAUCGAGGAGGAUCUGGAGCAAGGUGCAGCCGGUGGUUCCGACUAUGACAUGAGUUCGGAUGAGGAUUAAUUUGCCCAACCACAAUCGUGAUUUCAGGGCGGCCCAAGUCACGAUUUUUGUUUUUAACUGUCCAACGUCUGGUUUCUUCCACAUUUCUGUUUUCUUUUUUACUUGUUUCCCCAA
This is a messenger RNA of Kickxella alabastrina, 2806 nucleotides long. RefSeq lists its product as uncharacterized. The record is from RefSeq and is a predicted model, not a curated record. Gene Ontology annotation, molecular function: RNA binding. The transcript has a single exon. NCBI's taxonomy places the organism in Eukaryota, Fungi, Kickxellomycota, Kickxellomycetes, Kickxellales, Kickxellaceae. Bases 110 to 2692 code for a protein of 860 amino acids.